AUGGCAGCCAAAGAAUCCAAGAUCAAUAAUAUCGUCGUUGCUUCUGAAGACAGCCGAAGAAGCAAAGAAGAAGAUGAUGAAAAUGAAACAAGAAUCGAUUUGGGCAUUUCAUUUGAUAAAAUUAUCCUUCGUCCCAAAAAGAAACUGCUUGUGCUUCCUCUCCGCGGCUUCAUCGUUCACCGAGCCCAUCUUGGCAGUCGGACCAUUCCCAAUAACCGCCUCCCUGAUUUCUCUUACGAAGAUUAUCUGGUUUACAAGAGGCCUUACUGUGAAGAUUUCUUGAAGUUCUGUUUUGAAAGAUUUGAAGUGGGACUAUGGUCUUCAUCUAUCGAGGAUAACUUAGAAAACAUUCUGACCAAUAUUGUCGGAGAACUCAAAAGCAAGUUCUUGUUCACUUGGGAUCAAAAUCAAUGCACUAAGACAGAGUUCAUGUUUUUGGAGAACAAAAAGCAGCCGGUGUUGUUAAAAGAACUUAAACAGCUAUGGAAGAACAGGGACUCGAGUCUUCCCUGGUAUGAAGGAGAAUACUCAUCUUCUAACACGUUGCUGAUCACUGAUCCUGUGAAGGCUCUAGCAAAUCCUCCCAACACUGCCAUCUUCCCCGAGAAGUACGAUGCUGAGAAUAUGGACGAUGAUUUUUUAGGUCGGGAUGGAGAGUUACGAGUAUUUUUGGAUGGAGUUGCAGAAGCUGAAGAUGUGCAAAGUUAUGUGGAAGAUCAUCCAUUUGGGGAGCCUGCUGUAUCACCUUCACAUUCUGAUUGGGACUAUUAUUCGGAGAUACUUUAUUGUUAUGAGUAUGAAGAAACUGUCGUCGUCGAUAAGAAUUGGGACUACUAUUCUAAAGUAAUGCUUUCCUUUGGGAGGAAUUGA
Molecule: messenger RNA, 870 nt
Organism: Lactuca virosa
Lineage: Eukaryota; Viridiplantae; Streptophyta; Magnoliopsida; Asterales; Asteraceae
Source: the annotation of a GenBank genome assembly